CUAUAGUCUGUCACUGUGACAGCGUGUUGACAGAUUGGACAGUUUGCCAUAACCUCACAUUUGCUCUCUUACGUGUCUUUUAGAAAACAGAAAAGUAUUAAAAUAUGCAUUCCGUUUUAACGAGGGGCAAUACUGUUUUAGCGUACGCCCUUAGUGUGUUAGCUUGCCUUACUUUCGCAUGUUUUCUAUCCACAGUUUUUCUGGACUAUGUUACAAACGCUAACAUAAACACUGUGAAAGUUGUCGUGAAGAAUGUACCAGAUUAUAGUGCUAGUAGAGAAAAGAAUGAUUUGGGAUACCUCACCUUCAAUUUACAGGCUGAUUUGACCCACCUUUUCAACUGGAAUGUGAAGCAGUUGUUCCUAUACCUCACAGCAGAAUAUAAAACUACAAACAAUGAACUCAAUCAAGUGGUCUUGUGGGAUAAGAUUAUUCUGAGAGGGGAGAAUGCAGUGUUGGAUUACAAAAACAUGAAUACAAAGUAUUACUUUUGGGAUGAUGGAAAUGGUUUAAGGGCCAAUGAAAAUGUAACAUUAUCACUUUCUUGGAACAUCAUUCCAAAUGCUGGAUUAUUACCAAAUAUUGUGGCAACUGGAAGUCACUCAUUCAAGUUCCCAUCUGAAUAUACUACUUAUAGAGUGUAAUUUAUUAUAAAUAUAUUACAUUUAAGGAUAACUUUUUCUGAAUUGGUUACACCCAACCACAUUCUUUCAGUAAUCAGAUCAUAAUUUGGUAAGCAACGUUUCUUUGGCUCCUACUUUUUUGUCAGCACAUGAUAUUAUAGAUUAUAGAGUAUGCAUCAAAGAUUCAAAUCAAAAGGUCUGACCAAAAAUUCCUUAAAGAGAUAAUUCAUGUAAAAUAAAUACCUUCAAUACACAGUAUUUUCAUUAUGUGUGCCUACAAGCA
Molecule: messenger RNA, 906 nt
Organism: Acanthoscelides obtectus
Lineage: Eukaryota; Metazoa; Arthropoda; Insecta; Coleoptera; Chrysomelidae
Source: the annotation of a GenBank genome assembly